This is a messenger RNA of Aegilops tauschii subsp. strangulata, 2301 nucleotides long. Its product is annotated as cysteine-rich receptor-like protein kinase 10. The record is from RefSeq and is a predicted model, not a curated record. NCBI's taxonomy places the organism in Eukaryota, Viridiplantae, Streptophyta, Magnoliopsida, Poales, Poaceae. Gene Ontology annotation, biological process: protein phosphorylation. Gene Ontology annotation, molecular function: ATP binding; protein kinase activity.
CCAUCCAGCAGCUUUGGUUUAGCGCAAAGCCGCAAACCAAUAGGGAGACCAUGGUCGUGGCCUCCUCCUCCUCCUCCCAUGUCCUUGCAGCUGCGGCCACUCUCUUCACCCUGAGAGCGGUGGCGGCAUCCGGCGGCAACGGCAGCGCCACCCUUGCCUUGUGCGUCCACGUCGACGGCGUGCACUCGAGCCCGGACUCCCCGUUUUACGGCGGCUUCGGCUACAGUCUGUCACAGGUUGUGGAGGCAGCUAGCGCGUCCGACAGAUUGUCCAGUGUGACGCGCUACGAUCAAAGAAGGGUCACCACCACCACCGGCCCGGACCGCGCGGACGAGUAUGCGCUCGCGCAGUGCCGGCCCGACGUGCCGGCCGACGAGUGCUUGCGCUGCCUCAAUGCCUGCCUUGGCACACUUGACACCCGCUGCGACUCCGCCGCGGUGCGCUAUGACAGCUGCCUCCUCCGCUCCAGUCCACACAACUUCAGCAGCUUCGAUGUCAAUGAGUACACGGUGGCCGUGUUCGACGGCAACGCGCCUAGCCUCCCGAAGAAGGUGCCUACCGGCUUGCUCGGCAAGGUGGCAGCCAACGCCACCGCGAACAGAUCCAGGACCGCUGCAGGGAUAGCGGACUACCCAGAUGCAGCGGCAACCGGCGGCCGUGGCCGUGCGAGUGUCUACGGGCUGGCCCAGUGCAUCACCCAGAUGACGGCGCAGGACUGCGGCAGCUGUCUCCGCGGCGCGCUGUCACGCCUCUCCGACGAGUUCAACUCCAGUGCCGGGAUGCAGGUCCUUCGCCCCAGCUGCAUGCUGCGGUACGCGGGCUCUCCCUUCUUCAACGCGUCCCUCCUGCCCGUGACCCAUGUCGCCGUCCCAGAGGGCGACGGCGCCGCGGCUCCGGAAGGAAGCAAUUCCCUUCCGCAGAGCAAAGGUUUCGUACCCGUCGGGCUCUCCUCUUGCCAAUUUUGGCAACGGAUUUCCCUCUCCUCUGCGUUUCACAUUGGUUUCCUUUCCGAUAACAGAUCGAGUCAAGGUGAUCGCACUUUCUUGUUUUGCGGGCGGGGCUGCUAUACUCGCACUAAUCCUAGUAGCAUUGUGGAGCAAACGGAGAGGCCGGAAAUCAAAGAGUGCCACGGGUAUUCCCCAUUCCUCUUUCUCUUACGAGUACUGUUUCGCAGCUUAACUCAGGUUUCACACAUUUGUUCAGGGGGUGGUAACUACAGCUACCAAACUCUGGUGAAUGCCACUGCUAACUUCUCCGAGGAAAAUCGGUUAGGAUCUGGUGGAUGCGGCGUAGUAUACAAGGGAAUACUGGAGAACAAGAAAGAAAUAGCCAUAAAAAAACUUGCGAGAAAAAAUCUGAAAGAGCUGGAAAGGGAGGUUUCUCUGGUUGCGGAGCUUCAGCACGAGAACCUUGUCAAGUUCUUGGGCCAUUGUUUUCAGGACGAUAAGAUGUUUCUUGUCUAUGAGUACCUUAGCAGUAAAAGCUUAAGCAACUAUUUCAAAGGUUCAGGCGACUAUCAAAAACUGGAUUGGGCAAAAUGGCUCAACAUCAUCAAAGGGGUUGCACGUGGCCUUACUUAUCUUCAUCUUGAUUCUGGGAAGGAUAUUGUUCAUAGGGAUCUCAAGCCAUCUAACGUCCUCCUUGAUUCCAACUUCGGUGCAAAAAUCGCCGAUUUCGAUCUUGCAAGAGGGUACAACAGGGAGAGGAGUCAUGAAAGCACUCGUAACACGGCCGGUACUUAUGGAUACAUAGCUCCAGAGUGCUAUGCGGAAGGGAAAUUCUCCACCAAAUCGGACGUGUAUAGCUUCGGGGUGAUGGUGCUGGAGAUCAUAGUUGGGCAGAGCAUCAAUAGGUUCGAGAACGACAACUGCACCGGUCUCGUGGAACAUGUGUGGCAGCAUUGGAGCGACCUUAGAGUUGGAGACGUGCUGGACAGGGACCAUCUUGGCCUUGGGAACCAUGAGCAGAUGCAGCAAGCAUCACGGUGCGUGCAGGUCGCGCUCCUCUGCGUUCAGAACGACCGGUCCAGGAGGCCGGCCAUGGACGAGGUCACCUACUUCCUUAGCAAUGAGAUGCUUGUGCCGGAUCCUUCUGCUCCCGGGUACAUCACGGCGCCGGCCGGCAGCGGGCCGCCUGUGUGUUCGGUGAACGACGUGACGAUCAGCAUGACGGAGCCCCGAUCCUGACCGGAAUGUUUCGUCUCGGGAUCUCUCUUGCACAUCAGUGGUGCAUCUAGGCGUAUAUCUCCAACUACUAUAAACAACUAUUCAGGCCUCCGGCAGAAAGCACGGUUUCCCUGAA